AUGAUAUAUGAAUGCAACUUCAAAAUAACGGAUGAGGAAUUCAAGCAAAAGAAGGAACUGGAAAUCGAGAAGAAGGACAAAAGUAAAGGGGAACAAAUGCCAAAGGCCAAUGACAACAAACAAACCAAGGCACGUGAUUAUGAAGAUGAGCAAAACCAAGGCAGCAAAGAAGGUAGACACCAAGGACAAACUGUGCAGCAAAAGGAAGAAGAGUGGCAAACACAAAAAAGAAAAAACAACAAACAGCAUGAGGAAAAAAAUCAGAAAGCAGUCUGGAGACCUACCUCACCACAGAACAGGAAGAACAUCCAACCAACAGGUAUAACAAAUAACUCUAAUCAUAAUUCAUUUACUAAUCUAAGCAUGCAGGAAGUUCAACAGGAAGACAGGGAGGAGCCUACCAGAAAUAUGAGGACACAAACACAAGCAGCAAAGGACAGGUCUGUAACAGACCAGAACCAAGCAACUCAGGCACUAAAAAAGGGAAACAAAAUGUACACCAAAAGCACAGGUAUUGACUCAAUGCUCCCAAUCCCCACAACCCCUAAUAAUGUGUCUAUUGAUUGCAAUGAAGAAGUUGAAGGAGGGAUGGAUGGGGGAUGUCAGGAUAAACAUUCUAACAUGCAGGAAGGGGUAUCCAAAUGGGGGAAUUUGACUCAUGUUUUGCAUGAGGGGGUACACACUGACCAUAGUCUAGACCUUAGAGCCUCUGCAACCACUAUUGCUCAACAAUACAACACACGACAACAGCAGAAAUUGCAGCAGCAACAGAAAGAAAAUGCAAAAUGUAUAAAGGAGCACCAGGGUAACACUGCUGAAACAGGGCAGAAGAACCAUGAUGUUCAGAACAAUGAAGUAAUCGAGAUUGACAAAUCCACCCAACAGGCAGGCAAAGGGGAGAAUUACAGUCCUAGAGGGGCAGCUAUGGCAAAGGAUAUGGGAUCUAAAGCCAGUACUAGCAAACAAGGGACCACACCAAAGAGCAAGAAUAAACCUAGUAAAAAGAAGAGGGAAGCAACUAAGAAAAAAUUACAAGCACAACAAGACAAGGACCAAAAACAGCAGGAGGAACAGAAGGAUCAGGACAGCAACUGUCAGAGGUUUAUUAUGGUGGAUGAUCUGCAGGGUAUGGAUAUCACUCCACUUCAAACUCAAUAUCUUACUCCCCCUCACAAGGAUCCUCCAGACAGAGCUGCAGCAUGA
Molecule: messenger RNA, 1203 nt
Organism: Solanum verrucosum
Lineage: Eukaryota; Viridiplantae; Streptophyta; Magnoliopsida; Solanales; Solanaceae
Exons: 1
Coding region: 1-1203 (400 amino acids)
Source: RefSeq, a predicted model, not a curated record